This is a messenger RNA of Poecilia latipinna (sailfin molly), 1473 nucleotides long. NCBI's taxonomy places the organism in Eukaryota, Metazoa, Chordata, Actinopteri, Cyprinodontiformes, Poeciliidae. The record is from RefSeq and is a predicted model, not a curated record.
AGGAAGAAGAAGAAGCUCGUUGACGGUUGAGGCCGUGUGACUGCUGUAAUUCCGAGAAGAUCUUUGCUGGAGGAAUGUUUUUAUGGAAAUGUUGGUAAAUAUGGACCAUUCGAGACGGUUAUGUCCUUUGACGGAUCAUUUUCACCUGAAAUUCGUUGUCCUGGUUCUGUUCUACUUAGUUUGGCCCGCAGCAGAUGCUGUUAAGACGCCACCGCCAAACAACGUUGUGAUCAGCCAAUCAAAACUGAACUGGAACUCAACAGAGAGUGACGUGACGUUUACAGUCGAGUCUCGCAAGUUUGAGUCGGAUUGGAUGCCCAUAGAGACGUGCAAAGACACGCGCUUCACUUCCUGUGAUUUGAGUUUGGACGGCAGCUGCAUUCAGUAUCGUGUUACAGCUUGGAGAAACAGGACUAAGUCUGAGCCUGUGGAGGCCUGCAGCAGAGACGGCCAUCCGUGCGCUCCGAACUUCACUCUGACCGCAGCGCCUGAAUCCCUCACAGUCAUCCUGAAGAGAAGCCACAGUCUGCAUAAGGAGACUGCAGACAACCUGAAACAUUCGAUCCACUUUUGGAAAAAAGGAGAGCAACCGAAGGAACACAGUGUCACCUUGUCCUCACAGUUGAUCGAUGGCUUGGAAGUGGGUGAGACGUACUGUGUGACGGUGCAGUUUGUUUUUCGUUAUAAGGAAUACGGUCCAGCCAGCUGUAUGCAGUGUGAAACCAUCCCUAGCUCCAGUGGAUCAAAACAGACGCAGAUCAUUGUCAUCUGCAUCGUCCUUUCGGGGAUCGUUCUAUUAGUUGUUUAUGCCUACGUCCACCUCUUCAAAUUCAAGAAAAUCAAAGAGAUCCUCCAACCUCCGUACACGAUGCCACCGAUGCUCAUAGAACAGCUUGCGGGGCACAACUACCUGCCCGUGGCCAUGAUUCCCACAGAGGAACAUCUCAACGAUGUUUCCGUUUUUUCUCCAUUUGAGACCAGAGGAGUCGGACCUUCGCUUCCUGCUGAGACUAAAAACUGUACAGAAUUAAUCUGUAAAUCUUCUUCUUUCAUGGAGGAGCACUCCUAACUUUGUCCUGGCAAGUGAAACUGUUCAGGUCUGGAAAAUGGAGGAGGUUCUGUACAACCAGGCCUCAACCAGCAGCUGAUGGCACUUUUUAAUGUUGAUAUUUCUGUUAAAUACUGAAGAUUAGCUGGACUGAGGCUUCCCCAGGUUCAUCAGCACUCGUUCAGACGGACCAAAUUUGGGUAGAGGAGCCAGAAACUACCCAAUUAAGAGUAGCACUGCUUAAAAAUAUUUUUACUCAAGUAAAAGUAAAAAGAAGCAUCCAAGAAAUGGCUCAAGUAAGAGUAAAUGAGUAUUUAAUUAAAAGGCUACUGAGUAGCUGGUAAGAAUAUCUGAUUUAAUAUUUAGAAAUGGAAGAAUCAGUCAAAACGUAUAAAAAAUACAUUUCAAUUAUGGAAUUACGGAUA